Messenger RNA from Mizuhopecten yessoensis (Yesso scallop), 846 nucleotides. Its product is annotated as COP9 signalosome complex subunit 3-like. The transcript has 9 exons. The annotation marks the transcript as partial. The record is from RefSeq and is a predicted model, not a curated record. Lineage: Eukaryota; Metazoa; Mollusca; Bivalvia; Pectinida; Pectinidae. Gene Ontology annotation, biological process: ubiquitin-dependent protein catabolic process. Gene Ontology annotation, cellular component: COP9 signalosome.
UACACAACCCUGAUUAUAACGACACCAACAGCAAUGGCGGGUGCACUAGAAAAUUACGUGAACACGGUCCAGAAUUUAUCAUCACAGGGUAACUUUGCCCAGCUGUGUGAGUUCAUUGGUAAGAGUGCAGACAUUCUAGCCAAGAAUGCAAGUCACCUGGACAAUGUGUUGGCCACACUCGACAUUCAGCAACAUUCCCUGGGAAUUCUUGGAAUCCUAUGUGUGAAGUACAACAUGGCAAACAUUCCUGAUUUUGAGACAUUAUUUGUACAAACUCAGGAGUUCAUCACCAGCUGUAAUGGAGAACAUGUGCGGUAUGCCACAGACAGUUAUUCAGAUCUGUGCCAUAAGCUGACAGUAAACCUGGUUGAGCAAAAACAGCCGAUGAGAGGGAUAAGCAUUCUGACUAAGUCCAUCAGUAAAAUCCAGUUGUUUGAGUCUCAGCUUACCUCCAUACAUGCCGACCUGUGUCAGCUUUGUCUGCUGUCUAAGAAUAUGAGACCAGCUCUGCAGUUCCUUGAUGUAGACAUCACAGACAUCAGUAAAGAGGGAGGACAUUAUGAUGCGAAGGAUUUCCUACUUUACUACUACUACGGAGGGAUGAUCUACACUGCCCUCAAAAACUAUGACCGAGCACUAUAUAUGUAUGAGAUUAAUGCCCUCAAAAACUACGACCAGGGACUAUGUAUGUAUGAGAUUGUUAGUAUAGAAUGCCCUCAAAAACUACGACCAGGCACUAUGAAUCCACUAUGUCAGUCCUACCAUGACCUGGCCUCUACAUAUGCCACAAACAACCCUGCAGAUCUACACACAACCGUCACUAAGCAUGUGGAGGUAUUCAUAAGG